GACAUUUUAUACAACUUAUAAUCAAAUUACAAAAAAACAAAUAUCAGAAACGGAAAGGCUUUGCCCGUAACCCACCUUUUCUCUCCCCGCGUUCCUUCCUUUCUCUCUCUCCCCAAUCAAUUCACUUUCUCUCACUAGGGUUUCCUUUUCAACAUUCGGAUCCAGCUCAUUACCCAACUAAAUUUAUCACUAUUUGCCCUUUUUUUAUGCUUCAAUUUCUUCUCCAGAGUCCACCAUUUCUUUGAUUUGCAUAAUGUCGGAAGAGGGAAAGAAUGAGUGAAGCGGAGAUAACGAGGAUGAAGCAAAAGACAACUCCGGUACCGUUAGGGACACUUAUUGGUCGGGAGUUGAGGAGUGAUAAAGUGGAACAGCCUACAAUUAAGUAUGGGCAAGCUGCUUUAGCGAAAAAAGGGGAAGAUUAUUUCUUGAUUAAACCUGAUUGUCAGAGGAUUCCGGGAAAUCCGUUGACUUCUUUUUCAGUUUUCGCGAUUUUUGAUGGGCAUAAUGGUAUAUCAGCUGCUAUAUUCGCCAAAGAGAAUUUAUUGAAAAAUGUUUUGAGUGCUAUUCCUGAAGGAGUUAGUAGAGAAGAGUGGCUUCAAGCACUUCCUCGAGCACUAGUUGCCGGUUUUGUGAAAACUGAUAUAGAGUUUCAGCAAAAAGGUGAAACAUCUGGGACUACUGUGACUUUUGUUGUGAUCGAUGGGUGGACAAUCACUGUUGCAUCAGUUGGAGAUUCUAGGUGCAUACUGGACACCCAAGGAGGUGUGGUUUCUUUGUUGACUGUUGACCAUCGAUUAGAAGAGAAUGAGGAGGAACGGCAGCGUGUAACUGCCAGUGGUGGUGAAAUAGGAAGACUCAAUGUUUUUGGGGGUAAUGAGGUUGGACCUCUGCGUUGCUGGCCUGGUGGGUUGUGCCUUUCAAGGUCUAUUGGUGAUACAGAUGUUGGGGAGUUUAUCGUUCCAAUACCUCAUGUCAAGCAAGUUAAGAUUUCAAAUGCUGGGGGGAGGCUUAUAAUAGCCUCGGAUGGUAUAUGGGAUGCUUUAUCAUCGGAUUCGGCAGCACAAUCUUGUAGAGGUUUACCGGCUGAACUUGCGGCAAAGCUGGUUGUGAAGGAGGCUCUAAGGUCACGAGGUCUGAAGGAUGAUACAACCUGCUUGGUUGUUGAUAUUAUUCCUUAUGACCAUCCUAUCUUGCCUCCAACACCUAGGAAGAAGCAAAAUGUGCUCACUUCUUUUCUCUUUGGGAGGAGAUCACAAAACGCAAGAUCUAAUAAGCUUUCUGCGGUUGGUGUCGUGGAAGAAUUGUUUGAAGAGGGCUCUGCGAUGCUUGCUGAGAGGCUUGGUAAAGAUUUUCCUCUGGAUCCUAACUCUGGACUCUUUAGAUGUGCUGUUUGCCAAGCAGAUCAACCUCCAAGUGAGGGCUUAUCUGUUAACUCAGGCCCUUUCUUUUCACCUGCAUCAAAGCCAUGGGAAGGCCCAUUCCUUUGUGCAACGUGUCGGAGGAAGAAAGAUGCCAUGGAAGGGAAAAGACCUAGUAGACCUACAAUAACUGCUUAAUCUGGUAACCUAGUAUAUGCUGAUAUAUUUUUUGCCUGGCGUGGGAACAUGCUUGGUUCUCAAUCUGCAGCGGAUAUUGCUGUAGAAGUGUGCAAGAUGUUUGUACCGAUAGUUAGUAGAUGUUUUGAAAACAGUAAAAGUUUGUGCUGAUAAUUGUUUGUCCUCCAUGCUUACUGACCAAGAAAGACAGUCCUGAUGCAUAUGCUCGUGUCAAUUUUAUUACUAACAGCUUGAAUGUGUAAGUAAACAAACGAUGCUUGUGAAAAUAUUGUUUAGUAAAAGUGUCUUCAUUCGUGAAUUGAUCAA
This is a messenger RNA of Capsicum annuum, 1862 nucleotides long. Its product is annotated as probable protein phosphatase 2C 5. The transcript has 8 exons. Lineage: Eukaryota; Viridiplantae; Streptophyta; Magnoliopsida; Solanales; Solanaceae. The record is from RefSeq and is a predicted model, not a curated record. Gene Ontology annotation, molecular function: protein serine/threonine phosphatase activity. Gene Ontology annotation, biological process: protein dephosphorylation. Bases 273 to 1556 code for a protein of 427 amino acids.